This is a messenger RNA of Rhopilema esculentum, 1123 nucleotides long. RefSeq names its product hepatocyte growth factor. Gene Ontology annotation, molecular function: protein binding. Lineage: Eukaryota; Metazoa; Cnidaria; Scyphozoa; Rhizostomeae; Rhizostomatidae. The record is from RefSeq and is a predicted model, not a curated record.
GUUGCAACGCCGUUGUUCGGUGAACGGUUUCAUGCAGGAAAGUCACACUCCUAAAGGGGCAAGAAUCAGUGGUUGAAGAAACAGGGCAAGUUUGCAAAUAUGAAAUUUUUAACCGCGUUUUUCUUUUUAGCUGCAGUCGGCUCUGCCUUCAUUGACGCUACACCAGUUCGAAGCAGGCUGUUGGAAAUGCUGAAAGAACCUGUCCCACUCGAACUAGAGUUCUGCAAAUCACUCGGCUACAGCUUGACAUCCCGGGUCAAUUUCAUGAAACAAACGAACCAGUCAGCCGUUGCACAAGACUACCUCUACAAAGCGCUUAAAAUCAUGCAUGCAACCGGUUGCUCAGAUUUCACUAAACCAUACACAUGUGCUACGUAUGCGCCAGCAUUCUCAAACCACUACGGGGCCCUACCCCCCUGUCGCUCCUUGUGCACCCGAACUGAAGAGCAAUGCGGAAACUUCAAUGCUGCAAUGGCCAAGCUUUUGUCUAAAGGCGAAUGUAAGAUGACGAAGAAAGGCGGAGAUUAUCGUGGCACAGUCAGCAAGACAUCGUCUGGUAAAUCAUGCCAAGCUUGGGCUGCUCAAACCCCACAUAGACACACAAAAACUGCUGAAAGCCACCCCAACGACGAUUUGACUGGAAACUAUUGCCGAAACCCUGAUGGCGAGCCAAAUGGACCUUGGUGCUACACUACAACCAGCAAGAGAUGGGAAUAUUGCGAUGUGCCAACCUGCAAAGUUCAAUUCUACUGCGAUUAUUACCCAGAAGCCAGUGCGACACAAGGCUGCGUCGACUAUAAGUACAACGAAAGUUCUGGAAACAUGGAACAAGUUGUCAAAGGAAACCCCGUUGCCCCGUUGGACGAUUGGAAAAUCCCAAAGUACUAAAAAUUUACUCCUCAGUUCAAUUUUUUGUCAUAUUUUAAGAUAAAGCAUUUAAAACAUGAUCUAUCUUUAAUGAUUUGAAUUAAACACAAAAGAAUUUAUUUUACUGGCUAUAAUUUAUUCUUUAACGAGCACCUGAAUUGUUCUAUUUUCUUCGUGUUUCUUAGCAAACAGAAUUUAUCAGACAUAUCGUAUGUAAUAUUUCAAUCUGCAAAAUUUAUCAUAAAUUGUCUUCAAA